CUCGACACCGCCAACAGCACUAGAGACGAGCAGAUGCGCCAACGAGUAGCCGGAGGUUUAAAGGACGGGAGGAUUUAAAUUAAAUACUGUGUGAAGCAACGGCUGAUCCUUCGUGGGAGGGGGUAGACUCGGUAUCCUUAGCAGCCUGAGAGGGGGAGGAGGUGCAGAGAAUGAGCUAUUCUUGUACCAGCAGAGAGGCUGUAUGUAAUAGCCAGGACGCGUCAAGCGCCAGUGUUUCGUUAAACGGUCAUAGUUGGAGCGGGAGUGGAGGUAUCGACAGCAACAUUACCAUCGCCAACAGUCCGUCGGAACCGGACUCCGAGUCGCAAGCGGCAAUGAAAGUGAAGACAGGGUGCAACGCAACAGACGCGGGGGUCCCGGUUACAACAGAGGAGGAAUUGGUUAAAAAUAGUGUCAUAACCCCGGAGGAUGUAUUGGGAUUACAGAAUAUCACAACGAAUUAUCUAUGUGGACCAGAAAAUAAUGUACACAGCAUUGACUUCACACGAUUCAAGAUCCGAGACAUGGAGACCGGCAUGGUUCUCUUUGAGAUAACAAAACCUCCUGUCCCAGAGAGCGCCAGGGACAAGAGGGACCUGGACCCCAACGCUGGACGCUUUGUUCGCUACCAGUUCACGCCUGCCUUCCUGAGGCUACGGCAGGUUGGAGCCACUGUGGAGUUCACUGUCGGUGAAAUUCCCAUUAACAACUUCCGGAUGAUCGAGAGGCACUACUUCCGUGGCCAGCUCCUGAAGAGCUUCGACUUUGAGUUUGGCUUCUGCAUCCCCAGCAGCAAGAACACCUGCGAGCACAUCUAUGAGCUCCCGCCCCUCUCUGAUGACAUCAUGCAACAGAUGAUCCUCCACCCCUACGAGACGCAGUCCGACAGCUUCUACUUCGUGGACAACCAGCUUGUGAUGCACAACAAGGCAGAUUACUCCUACAAUGGGGGGGCCUAGGCCUCGCGCUCUCCGUCCAGAGGACAGAGGGACAGACGGACAGACAUAGUAGGAAGCAGCAUACUGGAGGAUUCGUAACGAUGCAAUGGCCUCGACCCCCCGAUCAACGCCCCCCACUCUAACCUCUCACCCCUCCACAGUCUGCAGCACCAGCGCCAUCUGUGGAGGGCAUGAUUUCAUCAGCGCAAUCACGCCUUACUCAGAAUAACUUCCCCCAACACACCCACACCCAACCUCAUAUGCCACCUCAGCCCUCCAUGUACACACUGACGACAACACACACACACACACACUCUCUCUCUCUCUCUCUCACACACACACGCACACACUUUCUCUCAAUCUCUCUCUCUCUCACACACACACACACACAAACACACACACACACACACACACAUACAUACAUAUAAUGUACUGGCAUAACCCUAUUGCACCUACAGAAAAAUCCCUGAUAUGAUACUUUGCCAAGCUGUACAUUGAAAUCUCAAACACAG
Molecule: messenger RNA, 1450 nt
Organism: Alosa sapidissima (American shad)
Lineage: Eukaryota; Metazoa; Chordata; Actinopteri; Clupeiformes; Clupeidae
Gene: unc119a1
Product: unc-119 homolog a (C. elegans)
Exons: 5
Coding region: 171-959 (262 amino acids)
Biological process (GO): negative regulation of clathrin-dependent endocytosis; positive regulation of protein tyrosine kinase activity; lipoprotein transport
Cellular component (GO): spindle pole; spindle midzone; centrosome
Molecular function (GO): lipid binding
Source: RefSeq, a predicted model, not a curated record